UCUAUUUAGCAAAAACAAAAGGCAAAUUACAAGAAACAACUUCAUUAACAUCAACAGACACUUUAUCAAAUUCUUCUGAUUCAAACGAACAUUCAAAACAACAAAAAAACUUUAUGUCACGCUCAAUGUUUUUAACUCCAUCAAAACUUUGUUUAACAAAAUUUGCAACAAAUAAUCAAAAUAAAAAUUCUGAAAAUAAUGAGAGUAGCGAGAAGAUGGAUGCCGUUGAAGAAGCAAUACGCAGUUUGGAACAAUUUGAUCCAAAUGAAUUUGUUCAUUAUCAAUAUCAACAAGAUGCUGAAAAUAAUAAUAAAAAUAAUAAUUUUGCUCAAAACCAACCACAACAACAAAUAAUAGCAAUUCAGUCAACUACACCACAACCUAAAUUAUAUAUUGCUAAAACAGAACAACCUAUUUAUUUAAGUCAGCCAUAUUGUUGUUCUGUUACGGCGUCUCCUAUUGUUUUUGAGCAACCCAGCCAUCUAUCUUCUCUCUCUUCCCUUCCUUCUGCCAUCGAAGAUCAACAAUUUAAUAAUAAUAAAAAACUUCUACCCCCUUCACUUCCAUCAAUAUUGCAUAGAGGUACCUCUACAAAUACCGCAUUUUCUUCAUCUUCUGGAUCUGCAACGCCAACACAAACUGCUACUAAUUUUGCUUUGGAUGAGCCAUCAUCAUCCUCGUUUAACUUUUCAAUGGAUGACAAUCAAAAUAAUAACCAAUUUUGUAUUAAUAAUCCAUCUACAAAUACUACAAACACUCCUAGAGCUAAUUCCCCAACUAUUGAUGAAAACGAUGUGGCAAAUGAGGGACAAAAUAAAGUUAUUUCUGAGGCACCACCCAGAAGAGGUGUUACAUUCAAUGAUAAUCUUGUACAACAUUUUUAUGCUCCGUUUGAUGGUCCUCCCCCUGACUACAGUGAAAGUGGAGGUGAUAGUAAUGAUGAUUUGGAUGAUGAUAUUUACAAUGCUGAAGAGCUACCAGAUGAUGAAAUAGAUGCUUUGGAUAGCGUGACAGAUAGCGAAGAAUUUUAUAUAAAUAAUAAAAUUGUGCCAAAUUCUUCAUCAUCUUCUGCUGCUUUAGAGGCAAAAGCUCAACUUCGAAAAAGAUUUUUAUGUUCUCAAUUAAAUGACUGUGCAAAAGUAAUUGAAAUUGGUGCUUUAAAAAUGGGACAAUUUGUGAAUGUUAGCUUAGAAAUUGGUGGAUGGAGGCAACCACAUAUUCUUCGCCAUAAUUUGGGUGCUAUACGUGACACAAUUUAUACUGUUGAAAUUGCUCUUGACGAGUUAGUUGAAACAUUGGGACGAAUUUCUUUACAUAGGAGAGAUCCUCGACAAGAGCAUUUAAGGCUAUUAUUCCAACCUUGUGAAUAUUCUUUAACUUUGUUGAGACGAUUGCGUUCUUCUCUUGAUUCUACUGGUUGGCUACUUUCAACAUUGGCACGCCCUCGUGGCAAUAUUGUUGGACAUGAUGCUCUCGAUCAAGUUGUGGCUCUUCUUCCUCAACUUCCCAGAGACUGUGCUAAACUUGUUCAAUGGGUUUCCUCACUCUCUGCUUGGUCAGAUCCGCAACGUCCAGGACAACUUCCAGCAGUUGUUUUCUUACCUUCGUCAAAUACUUCUAAACCUCAAAGGCAGCAAAAUAGUAAUGAUGGUUUAUUUCCCCUUCCGCAUUUUCCACUUUAUCGUCAACCUUCUCCAACAUCUUCACUUCAAAAUUUUUAUUAUUCAUCGUCUGGCGGGGAGGAAGAGAUGAGAGAGAAGAAUUCAAAAGGAUUGGCUGAUAUAAUGGAUGGAGGGGAAUCAACAUCUUCUACAACAAGCUCAGUGCAAACAACGCUUGAACAAACAACUCCACAAAAACAAUUAAAACAGCAGCAACAACCAGAACAAAUAUCAAAUGAGAGAGAUAAUAAUAUUGAAAAUACUGAUUUGGUACUAGAAGAAGAUGAUUUGGCUAGUGUAUUAAGUGUUGAUUCUAAUACAACAACUGAAGGUGGACAACAACAUCAAUUAUCACCACCUAAUCGACAUUUCUGUAAUACUGGAGUAUUAUCCUCAAAGCUUGGUAUUUGUCGAGUUAAUGCCGAAUUGGCUCGUUCUUUGGCACCUGAACAAAGAGAUUUAUUUAGAAUAUGGGAACCACAAGUAGAAACACAUAUUGAUACAAUCUGCUCUAUUAUUGAACAAUUUUUUGUUUUACUCGAAGAAAAUAAAGAACCAACACCUGCAGGUUUUCAAAAAAUUCAAAUGGUAUAUAUUGAAGGUCAUUCUUUGGUUGGAAUUGGACGUGUAAUAUGCCGAGAUGAUGUUGUUUUAAAACAUCGACCACUAAAUGCAUUUAUAGAACAUGAGUGCUCAAAGUUGGACUUGUUGUUAAAUGAAUGUUUGUCUAAUGCAAAAGUUGCUAAAAGUCAUUCGCAAUCCAACAAUCAAAACAACAACAAAAACAACCAGUCAUCUCAACAAACUGUACCAGCUAUUCGGAGUAUGUGUAAAGCAGUUGUUUCAGUAUCAGAAUCUGUUGGACAUUUACGAUUAUUUUGGAGGGCAUGUUGUGGAUAAAAAUGUGAGUGAAAUAAAA
Molecule: messenger RNA, 2580 nt
Organism: Meloidogyne enterolobii
Lineage: Eukaryota; Metazoa; Nematoda; Chromadorea; Rhabditida; Meloidogynidae
Source: the annotation of a GenBank genome assembly